Molecule: messenger RNA, 2152 nt
Organism: Lineus longissimus
Lineage: Eukaryota; Metazoa; Nemertea; Pilidiophora; Heteronemertea; Lineidae
Product: LIX1-like protein
Exons: 5
Coding region: 183-1118 (311 amino acids)
Biological process (GO): autophagosome maturation
Cellular component (GO): cytoplasm
Source: RefSeq, a predicted model, not a curated record
AUUUUGUAAGUUCUGUCAAUAAUUUCAUCCACUUUUCCUGAUUAAAUCUUACUAAGUUUCUGUCACAAGUUUCAUCAUCGAGGAAUGUGAGACAUGAUUGCUCCUUCCGGAAGAUUCUGAAGCUAAGAAUAAUGACACUUUCAUCCAAAUAAUUUCGGACUCUGGAUUCUUAAUUACAUGCUAUGAAAGCAUCAUUCGAAAUGGAUUUUGAUAUGUACGGCGGUGGAGCAAUAGGAGGUAGUGGCGUACCUCCACCCCAUCCUCCCAUGCCAGGAGUAGCCGCAAUGGCACAGGCAGCGUCUCGGCCGAUGUCGGAUUCUCGUGCAAAGACGGUGCUGAAAGAAGCAGUUGAUGCAGUGGUCAACAGUUUUGCCAAACACACCCAUGGAUAUGGACGAGUGAACGUUGUUGAGGCACUGCAGGAGUUCUGGCAGAUGAAGCAAGAUCGUGGCGCUGAUCUGAAAAAUGGCGCCCUUGUCGUGUAUGAAUCACAACCGUCCAAUAGCCCGCCAUACAUCUGUUAUGUGACAUUACCUGGGGGCAGUUGUUUUGGAAGCUUUCAGAACUGUCCAACAAAAGCUGAGGCUCGUCGCAGUGCUGCAAAAAUAGCACUGAUGAACUCUGUUUUCAACGAACAUCCGUCCAGAAAGAUCAGUGGAGAGUUCAUCGAAAAAGCUGUAGGGGAUGCUCUAGCAUCUUUCAAGGGCAAGAGGCAGGAGGCUGACAAUCCCGGCACAGGUAUCGGUGCGUUUCGCUUCAUGCUUGAGGGUAACAAGGCCCGCACAAUGUUAGAAUUCCAAGAACUUAUGACCGUCUUUCAACUCCUACAUUGGAACGGAAGUCUGAAAGCUAUGCGCGACCGUAAUUGUUCACGUCAAGAAGUUCUUGCGCAUUAUUCGAAUCGUGCUCUCGAUGACGAUAUGCGAUCGCAGAUGGCACUCGAUUGGAUAUCGCGUGAACAGGAAACCAUGGGAAUUAUUAUGCAAGAGUUGGAGAUCAGUGAACAAGAAUUGGACGGUGCGAGACUAGCUGGACGUGAGCUCCGAUUCCCUAAAGAGAAACGUGACAUUCUCAUGCUGGCUCUGAGCCAGAUAGGACCAGCGGAAAGUAUGGCUUAACCGUCAAUCUUUUUUGUGUGUUCAGUGAUGUGUGAAGCUUGGUUCACAUUCCAGUUCACGACUGCCGCUGACACUGACAUUGAAAGAAAUUUGUCUAAAGUGGUUGGGCAUCGGAGUAUAAAUCCACCUUAUUAAAGGAAGGAAGACGUUUUGUGUGGUUGAAUAUAGGGAAUUCUUGUUGCUGACAAACUUGUGUUCUGGUCUGUGAUGUGGAUUUGGUAAAGUUAUUUUUAUUUUAUUACAAAGUGAAGUCGAAUCGCAUUGUAGUGUUUUCUGCCCAACCGUUCACGUUUCUCAUACAAUCAUUUUGUAGAAUAUUGCAAAUCUAUAUUUGUCCUGUGACAGCUGAUUUUGAUGUAUCACAUGUAUAUCAAUGCUUGGAGCUAAAUUAGCAAAUUGUCAUCUUAUCACGAGUGCUUAUUUUUAUGUAGAAAUUCCUGCAGACACUUUGCCAAUACUUGUAGGCCUUCUUAAUGAUUCACAUUUCAUUUGUCGUCUUAAUGUAUUUGUAAAUAUCCAUACAAUGUGUUUUAACAUAUUUACAAUUGUAGAGUCAUUGUUUAUGUUGUCAUCUUAAUAUAAAAGUAGCAAUAACAUAUCAGAAUGAAUGAAAUUCAUUUCAGUGGCUUUGUUGGUAGUCUUGUCUGAGACAUGAUAAUGUAACAAGACUUGAUGUGUCCGGACAAACUUUUCCUUCCUUCCACUGUAUAUAUCCAUUGCAUAUCCAGUAAAUAUCAAUUGAAUCAACUUAUUUAUACAUGCAUCCAUUGAAUAGAACAAUUUUUUUAUCAUUUUGACAUCUAUUGGAUAUUCAAUGGAUGUUUUGCAAGUUUCAUAUCCAAAAGAUAUCCAUUGAAUAUAAAAUUAGCCAAAUAUCAAUUGGAUGAAAGGAAGAUUAGCCUGUGUUAUCUGUCUCAUUGCCCUUGAGUUGUCUACAUUAGUAGCAUUGUCUAGGUGAAUGGUAAACUCUGUGCAGCUCUUCCUCACUUUCCAAACUUUUUGUAAUAUUUCAGAGGGGAAUGAUCCUAUUGCUG